Closterium sp. NIES-65 is the source of this 4554-nucleotide messenger RNA. NCBI's taxonomy places the organism in Eukaryota, Viridiplantae, Streptophyta, Zygnematophyceae, Desmidiales, Closteriaceae. The record is from the annotation of a GenBank genome assembly.
AUGGUCUCGCAAUUCCAGCUGAUUUCCGCCAUCCGCGCGCUUCCCCCAAUCGUUCCGCCGUUCUCGCGCGCUGCAGGGGGAAGCGGGAACGGACACGCGGGUACCCCGCGGGACGAAAGGCGCGCGGGGACGUACCCGCGGACGCUCCGCGCGGUUACCGCCAAUGAGGCGGAGGAGGAGGGGGAAGGGGAGGGAUUGGGGGAGGGGGAGUCGCUGGCGCAGAGCCAUCAGGAGAGCCUUCACAUGGAGGCGGAGUGGCCAAUCGCGUGGUGCCAGGUGGCAGAGAACGUGCUCAUAGGCUCGCCGCUCGUGUCGGCUGCUGACGUGGACGUGGUGACGUCCAGGGCGGGCGUGACAGCUGUCGUCUCGUUACUGCCGUCGGAGCACGAGUCAGCGCUGGCCGUUGAUUGGUCCGCCGUGACCCGCCAGCUGGCAAGAGAGGGCGGCGUGGCGCUCAAACUGCCCGUCGGGGAAGCCGCCGCAGGCGGGCGGGCGGAAGCGGCGCGGGGGGAAGGGGAGCCGGGGGAGGGGUGGCGGGGAGUGUUAUCCGAGGGGGAAGCGGGGGAGUCGGAUUUGGAGGGGUGCUUGGAGGAGGACGGGGAGGGGGAGGGGGGUGAGGACGUGGUUUCGCAGGUGUUGGAAGCGGUGCGAGUGGUGGCAGCGCUGGUGGCGACAGGGCACAGAGUGGCGAUUGUCAGCUGCUCGCCUCACUCCGCCAGUGCCCUUGUUGCUCUGGGCUACACGACGUUUGUGAAGGGAGCGGACGUGAGCACUGCUCUGGCGGACAUGUGCCGGGCAUGCCCGGCUGCUGACCCGCCCAUGCGCGUGUGGAAGAAGGCUCACGCGCAGCUAGCAGGCAGCAACAUGAGGCGUCUCACAGACCUUGCAGCGGAGGAGCUUCAAACGAGGAUAGCAAAUGGCGUGCCUGGGUCCAGUGCCAAUGACUGGCAGGUGGCAGAGCGUAAGCUGGUGGCAGAGGGCUUCCAGCGCAUGGUGGCUGCUGACGUGGCACUCUCUGACGCCAUCUCCAAGGCGGCCAUUCGCAGGGCUGCACGGGCAGCAGAGAAGCAGAUGGAUGAUGUCGAGCUCACCUCGUCUGACCGCAUUGCUCUACUCAAGGCUCACAUCUCUCGUCUCGAAGAGAAGCAGCAAGCCGCAGACCAGGCCGCCCGGGCGGCGGAGGAUCGGAUCUCCUUCUUCCUGCGCCAGCUCAACGCACUACAGGACAAACAUGCCGCAGCGCAGAAGGAAGCAGUUGCUGCCACCCAGUUGGCAAGUCAACUCGCCGGCCAGUUACAAUCCCUGCAAGCGAGAGAAGGUUCCUCUGCACCUUCCUCUUUGGCCACAGCCCAAGCCGCAGCUCUAGGUUCGGCAGCCACCGAAGCUGACCGGGUGGCAGCUCUGGAAGCAGAGGUCCGGGAGAGGCGUGAGCGGGAGCAGGAGCUCCAAGCGGCGCAGCAGCAGGCAGAGCAGCGGGCGGCGUCGGCUCGGCAGCUUCUGCUCACUCUGGAAAAAGACCUGGCGAGGGUCACAGAGGGGGAGGCAGCAGCAAAAGAAGCAGCAGCUGAGGCAAAAGAGCGAGUAGGGUUCCUGUCAGGUGUGGUUCGCGAACUAGAAGGCAGAGAGAGGGAUGCGAGGAGAGAGGCUGAGAGGGCGAAUGAGGCUUUGGAGGUGGUAGCAGCAAGGGAGAGAGCAGCACAGGUUCGAGUGCAGGAGCUUUCUCUACAGGUGGAGCAGCUUGAAAAAGAGCUUUCUGCUGCCCAGGAAGCUUCCAGAAUCGCGCACGGGCGGUGCGAUUUCUUUGCCCGGCUUGUAGAUGUUCUGAGGGAGAGGGAGCAGGCGGCGGUUGAGGCGGCCAAACGGGCCAAUCAGGCGCUGACAGGUGUCGCGCGGGAGCUGGAGGAGGUGAAGGGGAGGGAGAGGAGGGAGAGGGAGGUGUGGAAAGGUGCAGUAGCGCGGUCUGAAGCGGUGAUGGCGGAGUUGGGAGCUACUAAGAGGAUGCAGAGGGAGUCUAGGGAGAGGAGGGAAGCUGCUGAGAAGCUUCUUGCGAAGCUCGAGUCGGCGGGAGGGAGCGGGGAAGGUUCGAGGAAGCUUCUGCUUCAGGCCCGGGCGGCGGUGGCCGACGCGCUGGAGAACGAGACGAGCCUCGCUGGGCUUGUCGUUGCGCUAGCUGACAAGCUGACUGAGGCGGCUGCCGCCCGCACGGCCCAGCGGGAGCGUUUGGCGUUUCUGGAGCGACAGGUGGCGGAGGGGAGGGAGAGAGAGCGGGCGGCGGAAGCGGCUGUGGCGGCGGCCAUGGGCGGGCAGGAGGAGCUUCGGAGGCAGGUGGACGAGGUGGCUCGGAAAGAGGCCGAGGCUCGGGAGGAGGUUCGGGUGCUAUCGAGCAAAGUGGAGAGCCUGUCAGCUCAGUCCACUGUAGCGGAGGAGGUGGAGGGCUCUCUUGCCGUUCUCCGAACCCAGGUGGCGUUCCUCCAAUCAGAGCUCGCCAGCGCGACACAGGAAGCCACGUCAGCCACCCAGCGCUCCACCUCGCUCCUUCACCAGCUCAACCUGCUGCGAUCCGGUGCCAGCAGUGAUGGCAGCGCGGGACAGGUGGCAGGUUCUGAUUCGUUGGACGAGGUUGCAGGGGAGGAGGAGACGGUUAGGAGGUUGGAGGAAGAGCUUUCGGCUGCCCGUGGGGCAGCGGAAUCAGCCAAUCAGAGGGUGUUUUUGCUGCAGGGGCAGGUGAAGGAGUUGCAGAAGAAAGAGGGCGUGGCCCAAGCGCUGCUUGGCCGGGCAGAGGAAAAGAUGUCGGCGCUGUUCGGGCAGCUUGCGGCUGCCCGGGACAAGGACUCGACAAGCCUCCGAGCUCUCGCCAAGGCUAGGUCAGAGGUUCGGCAGAUGGCUUGGCAAGUGGCUCGGCUGGAGGAGCAGCUACAGGCUCGGGGAAACACUGCAGGAGGGGUAGGGUUGGCAACAUCGGGAAGAGGGGAGGGGUGGGGAUUGGCAGGGUUGCUGGAUGGUUUAAGCGCGGGCACCCUGAAGCUGCUUGGCCUAGCAGGAGUGGGCGGCUUCGGAGGGGCGGCAGGGGUGGACGGCGGACAGAAGGAGCCGAAUGCUGCCAGGCUGGCAGCUGAGCUGUCGCGAGGAGCUGCUGCUCUGCAGUCCAGGGUGAAGAAGCAUGUGUCUCGGCUGGGCAAGAAUGCAGCAGCAGUGGACGCGGCGGCACUGACAUCGUUAUCAGAUCAGCCCAUAGAGGAGCAUUUCUCAGAGGAGGAGGAGAAGCUUCUCGCCUCAGCGUCGUGUCUGCGGGAAGCCGUGGUGGCAAUAGAUGCCAAACGCCGUGAGCUGGGAGCGGCACCUCUUGCCGCCCGGGUUCCGUCCGCUACCCGGACGGCAGCGCCGCCCGCUACAGUACCCGGAGCUUCAGCCGCCCAUGUUUCAGGCCCAGCAUCCCCUGCAGCCACAGCAGCAGCAGCUGCACCUGCUGUGCCAUCCCCUGCAGCCACAGCCACAGCAGCAGGUGCUGCUGUACCUGUUGUACCGUCAUCCGCCGCCGCUGCAGCAGCAGCAGGCACUGCAGCAGUAGCACCUGGAGCUAUUGACUCAGGGAAUCAGCAGCAGGAGCAGCAGCAGCAGCAGGCGGAGGUGAAUGGAGAGCACACCAAGAAAGUAGGCACUCACACAGAAGAAACAGAUGAAUGGCAAGAGGAGAACAGCAACGAUGCAGCAGCUGCAGCCACACUCGCAUCUUCCUCCUCUGCCUCAAACCCCUCCACUCCCUCGGCCUCUCUCCCCCCCUCUUCCAACUCCCCCUCCUCUGUUCCCCCAGCUUCUCUCUCCCCCGCCACUGACAACCCCACUACAUCAACCCAGCAGGCCCCCCCGUCACCGCCAGGGCACUUCUCCUCCCUCACUGCUCUCUUCGCCAAGGCAGCAGCAGCAGUGGGCCUCAGCGCCCUCCUCUUUAUGCCCCUGGCCCUCGGCUCGCACAGUAAGGAGUCACCUCUUAUCGAGUCGCUCCAGCAGGAGCAGCAGCAAUCUGCCGACGUAACCAGGCCACUGACCCAGCAGCAGGCAGUGCAACCAGUCUUGCUACAGCAGCAGCAGUCCGAGUCCCUGCCAUCGCUGCAGCUGUAUAACCCCUCCAUGCAGGCAUCCUCAUUGCAAGCAGCUUCUGUACAAGCAGCUUCACUGCAGCAGCCCACCCAGCCAGCAGCGCUGCAGCUGUUCUUUGACCCGCUGACGCUCAAGCCGGUGCAGGCUGCAGGCACCGGGGAGGCUUAUGAGGGGCCCUCUGCUCUGAUCCCACUACCAGUGCUCAAGGAAGCAGAGAAAGAAGUCUUGAAUCUGAUUGGCCAGUACACAACCGUGGCUAGGGAAAUGAAGGGACUGGCUGGAGUGGUUGCUCCGGAUGCUUCCCCAGAAGAUAGGAUCCAGGCUGCGUUUUUAUUCUGCCGCCAGCUGGCGUCGCCGCCGUCCACGUCAGCAGCUGCAUUGUCUAGAGCUGGUGGUGAUGGUGUGGAAAAUGCCACUUCAAUGAGUCGCAAUUUCUGUGCAUCUAUGGGGUUGUGA